AUGGCUGAAAUCUCAAUCAUUAUACCGAUUUAUAAUGGUGAAAAAUGGAUUGAUAAUUGUAUGAAAUCUAUAUCAACACAAACACUUCUUGGUACAGAUGUGAAAUUAGAAUUGGCUCUGUACAAUGAUGGUAGUAAAGAUCGAACGGAAAAUUUGCUACAAAAAUGGAAAGUAUAUUUUACAACACAUGGUGUGGGCUUCGUAUCAUCAAGCGGGUCUAUUUCAAAAGGAGUUGGCUUUGCUAAAAAUCAAGCUGUUAAGAUAAGCACAGGAAAAUUUCUUUGCUUUCAAGACAUUGACGAUGUUAUGUAUCCAGAUCGAUUGCGUUUACAAUGGGAAGCUGCUAAAUUGAAUCUCAAUGCAAUUAUUGGUAGUAAAAUAAGGAGAGUUCCCAUUAAUUCAACCCCUCGCCUAGUUCGCUGGGCGAAUAACUUAUCUAAAGACCAGUUGAAAUUACAGAUAUACACUUCAAAUGGACCCACUUUACUCAUGCCUUCUUGGUUUUGCCACAGAUCUGUUUAUAACAAUGUUGGAGGCUUUGAUGAAACGGGACCUGGAACACCAGAAGAUUUAAUAUUUUUUUAUCAUCAUAUAGAUGCUGGUGGUGAUUUGUACAGGGUGGAUAAGGAAUUAUUAAUAUAUACAUACCAUGAGGGGGCAACAACAUUUUCUGUAAAACGAGAAAUUAUAUGGAGGAUACAGCUGGAUCGUUUAGAAAAAUGUGUACUGCCGUUGUGGAACCGAUUUACUGUAUGGAAUGCAGGACGUUGGGGAAGAAGAUUAGUCCGUUCAUUGAGUUUUAAUAGUUUAAAUAAGGUUGAUGCAUUCUGUGAUAUAGAUCAAAAUAAAAUAGGGCAUACGAUAGAACUAUAUUGUCCCUUUAAGAGAACGAUAAUGAAAAGAUUACCAGUACUACAUUUUACAGAGGCCAAACCACCAUUUUUGAUAUGUGUUAAACUAAACUUAACUAAUGAUGAAUUUGAAAAAAAUCUUGAAUCAUUGAAUCUCACUGAAGGAAUUGACUAUGUUUUAUUUAGUUAA
Messenger RNA from Arctia plantaginis, 1041 nucleotides. The record is from the annotation of a GenBank genome assembly. Lineage: Eukaryota; Metazoa; Arthropoda; Insecta; Lepidoptera; Erebidae.